Anopheles gambiae (African malaria mosquito) is the source of this 3101-nucleotide messenger RNA. RefSeq lists its product as uncharacterized. The transcript is spliced from 6 exons. Lineage: Eukaryota; Metazoa; Arthropoda; Insecta; Diptera; Culicidae. Bases 746 to 1717 code for a protein of 323 amino acids. The record is from RefSeq and is a predicted model, not a curated record.
UUUCGCAGUCCAUUAGUUACCACGCGUUCACAGGCAAAACGGCAGCAGCAGCCAGCAGCACAGUGUCGCGCUCGGUGGUGCGUACGGUUUUCCACACCCCAUCCCACACCUGGCUUUUCCCGCAGCAAGCAAUUGCGACUGGCUAUUUUAGUGCGAAAAUCGGUGGAUAUGUGGUGGACAUACAGGACAUACAGUAAAAUUGCUCAUUUUGUGAAACAGUUGUGGUCGUUGUGAGCCGAAAAAAGAAGGGAGUCGAGCAAAGAGGAGAUCGAUUAGCAGUGCGUGGGAGUACGAGUGCAGCUUUAUAUGUUACGCAUCGAAACGUGUAGUGGCCGGUGAAAGCUUCUCGGGGAGGUGGGAUGGUCGGGGACGUGAAGUGGAUAGAUGAUGUUACUUUUUUCCUGCCACUGAUCACUAACCGAACGAAUGAGUGUGUUCUUCCGCGAAAAGUUUAGUGUGCACAGCAACGAGCUAGUAGGCUUUGAAGUGGUUGUCAAUAAUCGAUUACGAGCGGCAGUGCGACAGUGCGACAGUGAAGCUAAGCGUCCUCGCCAAGUCCUGGCCUAAGUGGUUGGUGGCGUAGUGUGAAGCGAGAAGCGAACGAAACGGAACGAAAAAAGUAAACCAGUGAGAGAGAGAGGGAGUGAGUGGCAAAGGACGUAGGAAGAGUGAAGUGAAGUAGUAGUGAUCAAUUAAAAAAUGAUAGCAUGGGCCCCUGCUGGAAUGUGGAUUGCUGCUGCCGCCGAUGAAACGAUAUGAGCACGUAUGCGUACACGGCCGGUUGUUGGGAAUUACGCAAACAAUGUACGAGAUGUGGCGUUGGAUAGUCGUCAUACUGCAGCUCCUCUUGGCGGAAGAAUUCGCUUCAGGUAUUAUGCUCACGGAGGUGCGGGUGCCCAAGCACACCAUCAAGGGCCACUCGGUCCGGCUGGAGUGUCAUUAUGACAUGGAAGGCGAAGCGCUCUACUCGGUGAAGUGGUACAAGGAUGGGCGCGAAUUUUAUCGAUAUGUGCCAAGGGACGACCCGCCGGGGACGGUGUUUCCUCAGCCGGGCAUCAUAGUGGAUCUGCUGAACUCUACCAGCGAGCAGGUGGUGCUGGAUCCGAUCGAUCUCUCCUCGAGCGGUAAAUAUCGAUGCGAGGUGUCGGCCGAGGCGCCCUCCUUCCAGACGGUCUCGGAUCACGGCGAAAUGCUGGUAGUUGUGCUGCCCGAGGAGGAUCCGUACAUUACGGGCGGGAAGCCACGCUACCAGAUCGGCGAUAUCGUGCGGGUGAACUGCACAUCUGGCCGGUCGAAACCGGCGGUUCAUCUGGCGUGGCACAUCAAUGGGGAGCAGGCGGACGGGUCGCUCGUGAAGCGGUACGAGCCGGUCGUGUCCGGGCCGGACAAGCUGGAAACGUCCAUACUGGGGCUGGAAUUCCGUGUUAAGCCAAAACAUUUCAAACGGGGCGAUAUGAAGCUCAAGUGCCUCGCCACCAUUUCGACCGUGUACUGGAAGAGCAACGAGGAGAGCGUCGAGGGGGAAAAGAUUCAAAAAGCGCCCAUGCUCGAGUCGCGCCGGGCCGUUUCGAGCGACACGCGAGCGGACCGAGUUCAAGCGGCGAGCGGCGAUGCAUUGGCGAAUAAAUAUUCAUCGGGCUUGAAUUUUACAUUGCGCUGGCUGCUCACGGUGUUGGCCGCCGGUCGUUUGCUCUGGCCAUCGGCUGCGCUGCCCUAAAUGCAACUUAAUGCGAGCAUGAAUCGGGCGGGCCGGGCCGGGCCGGGCACAAUCCAAACAAAUCGCUCUCUUCAACUAUAACAAUUUUAUUAUCAUUCACUGUAAUACAUUCCGUCCCGAGUACGGGUCCGACUCUUUUCGAACCCGCGACGUCUGCCCAAUCGGUCGUAUUGUCCGGCACCUGGCCGAAACGUGAACCGUACGUCCGUCGUGGUAGCAGCGCGCUUUCUAGCAACGGUCCUGGGAAGGCUGAGCGCCCGCUGCGGAACAGAAACAGAAAUUGAACGCGACGCGGGGCGGUCGAUUCAUGUUACGGAAAAGAUGAAGCAUAUCACGCCAUUGUUCGGUGCGCCAAGCACAGGGUGCAAGCAAUUGGCUGCGAACAAGGUAAUCCACAACUUGUGUACCACGACGACGGCGACUGCAAACAAACUGCAGCGCGUGUGUGUACGGUGCACGAAGCUGGCUGCCUGCUGCUGGUCGACUCAACAAUCAUCAUCUCAGCGAGUUCGCCACGCACGCUACAAGCAAUGCCAGCCAGUAGGCCACGCGCAAGGAACGAACGAAUCAAACGAACCGGCGAACGUACGAACCAGAUGGGCAAACAAGUAUCGGCCGCCGCGUGCUUUUUAACUAUGGAAGUAUAGCGUCGAACAAAACGACACGGAUCAUAUCACUACGACACAAUGAAGUAAUAUCUUGAUGUGCUUUUUCACUGUUCACUCCCGAAAAAUCGUACUAAAAAUUUGACAAAAACAAAAACCCGCAAAGGAAAAUAACAUUUAAAAAACAUAUCACCAAAGUGAAGUAUUUGAGGAACGUAAUGCAAAAGCAUAAGAAAGCAACCAAAAAAAAAAAACUAAAAAGAAAGCAAGCAACCGAACAAAUUUUCACUCCAGUUUAUUCGUGGAUAAGUGUGUCGCAAAAUCGAUUCGAUGAUCCCUCUUUGUAAAAAGUUUGUAAAUAUUGUAAAAGACUCUCACCUGCGGCUGCGGUAGUAGGUCGGGUCGGUCGAAAUGUGCCCAAAUUGUUGCUACAUUUUUUUUUUAUUUGUUUUUAAUUUCUCCCCCUACACAAAGUACGAAGAUUUUAGAUAAUAAUGUGAAACAAACCAAAAGAACAAUUUGAAUUUAUAUACACUUAACUAUACACUUACACACACACACACACACACACACACACAUACAAACACAAACACAGACACAGACAGCUAGCCAACACUACUCGACCGACGCACACCGAGUAUAGUCGAUUAUUCUUCUAGACAAUUGUUACUGAUCCCAUACGAUGGGGAGAAGACCGUAUGAACAACGAUGCGUGUGCAAAGAACGAGGCCGUGACUGAAAGAAUAAAGUACUUUUAUCCAUUAUGGUAAUAACAAUUA